Aedes aegypti (yellow fever mosquito) is the source of this 1309-nucleotide messenger RNA. RefSeq lists its product as uncharacterized. The transcript is spliced from 3 exons. Bases 677 to 1021 code for a protein of 114 amino acids. NCBI's taxonomy places the organism in Eukaryota, Metazoa, Arthropoda, Insecta, Diptera, Culicidae. The record is from RefSeq and is a predicted model, not a curated record.
AGAAAAUACUAGCUUUUGUUUCUCUCAAAUAUACCGGUCUUAACAAGUGGAUCCAAGUAUUUUAAUCAUUUUGUUUCUGUAAGUAUUAUUUGUAACUGUGGGAGUGGGACCUAUUAUCGACAUUAUCAAUCCCUGCUUUGCUCGAACUGCGAACUGUUCUGGCUGUGAUGUGAUGUGUGAAAACAUCGCACCACUUUCGAGCUUUAUGCUGAAAGCUUUCGAACGACUUUAUGCUUCAUAGCAAAAGCUCCUGGUUUGUAUGUUCGAAAGCGGAUGGGGUGGUCGCGCCCGUAAACAACACUAGCGAGCUAUGUAUGUCAAAUGCUUGGCCUGUCAGUAGUUUUCUUUCUGCACACGGGCCAUACAUCAUCAUACACACAAUCCGCUCGGAAGUCUACUUGCAGGCGUAAAAUGUUAACAUCUUUUUAAAUAUUUACCCUUUACAAUCAUCACAUUAAACAACGUCCACAGAUCAACCACGAGAUCUACGCCCUUCCAUCAAACAGCUGAUACCAGGAAAGUCGAGUCAGGAAAAAAAAUCUUGUGGAAAGCAAUUGUAUCUCGCGUCGGUCGCUUUCAAUAGAAACAUUGCAACUCUGGGUACGAAGUUUAACUCACGCUAUAACCACUCGAUAGAUAUACUGGACCGUGAAUCGGAAACAGUCCUGCGAAGACAAUGGAUUUCAAAUGUCCACUCUGUGAUAUGCCAAUGCCGUCACUGGAGAAGCUCAAGCAGCACAUCAAGAAUACCCAUAGUGCAUAUUUUUACGAUACCUAUCUCUUCCCGCCGGAAAUGCUGUUUCCAGGAGCGCCCUCCAGUGUCGCGACGAACAAUUUGGAAGGAGUGAUAACGAGUGAACCGAUUUCUACACCGGAAGUUACGAUCGAACAGACAGAAGAACCGUGCUGUGUGUGCUGCGAGUACGAAACGGCCGAUGGGGAUGGAACCGAUUGUGGGUUGUGUGACUGCAACUGCGAGGAUGACGCCGGUGCGGAAUGUGAUGACUGUAUGGUGAUGUAAGUAAAACUUUUAAAUCUUAUCUGGCUUUCAAAAGCACAAACUCAACGUAUUGCAACGUGGAGAGCUGCCUGAGGGAAUCCCAAACAGAGACAAACUCAAAGCAUUACGUAAAAUCGAUGUUACACAUAUAGUUUUUUGAAAGUGCCUAUACUUCUGCAAAAAUCAAACAUAACGGUUACAGAACAUUCACUCAAGAACACAAAAUACUUAAACAUUCGAGCUCAAAAUGUUGAUUUUUGUAUUAGCAAACGUUACGUAUCGAACAGCAAUCAGAAUUCUUCCAAUCGA